AUGCCUGGAGGUUCCUUCAUAGGGGCUCUUGUGUCCGGACUACUUACAGAUGCGUUUGGAAGAAAGUCGUCGAUUCAAAUCGGCUCUGUGAUCUGGAUCAUUGGAAGUGUUAUCUCAUGUGCGGCACAAAAUUUCCCCAUGCUGAUUGUGGGCCGGUUUAUCAACGGCAUUUGUGUUGGAAUUUGCUCUGCCCAGGUACCAGUCUAUGUUGCCGAACUAGCACCAGCCCAUAAAAGAGGUCUUGUCGUCGGUGCGCAGCAAUGGGCCAUUACCUGGGGUAUCUUGAUUAUGUUUUACAUCUCAUAUGGAUGUUCGUUUUUGAAAGGUACAGCGUCAUUUAGGGUGCCUUGGGCUCUGCAGAUGAUUCCGGCUAUAUUUCUCUUCUUUGGAAUAUUUUGGAUGCCCGAGUCUCCGCGAUGGCUCGCGAAACAGGACCGCUGGGAUGACUGCCAGAAGAUAUUGGCCCUCAUCCAUGCUAACAAUAAUCCUGAUGAUGAUCUUGUUCGAAUGGAGCUCCAGCAGUUGAGAGAAGCGUGUGAUAUGGACCGCAUUCAGUCUGAUGUUUCUUUCACUGAACUGGUAAAGCCGCCAAUGCUCUGGAGACUCCAUAUUGGCGUUUUCGUGCAGAUAUGGUCUCAAUUGACUGGAAUCAAUGUCAUUAUGUAUUACAUCACCUUUGUGUUUGGUAUGGCGGGGCUGAGUGGUAACAACAAUUUGGUCGCAUCUUCUAUCAACUAUGUCAUCAAUGUUGUUGUUACCGUGCCCGCUCUUCUAUAUCUGGACAAAGUCGGCCGAAGACCCAUUCUACUGAUGGGUAGUAUCUCUCUCACGGUAUGGUGGUUCCUCUGUGCUGGGCUCAUGGGAGGCUACGGCUCCCCAGCACCUCCAGGUGGAUUGAAUCACAUUGCAGAAGAAAGUUGGUCAAUAACCGGUACCCCCGCGAAAGUGGUAAUUGCCUGUUCCUAUUUGGUGGUAGCCUCUUUUGCGCCUAGUUGGGGACCAGUGUCUUGGGUAUAUCCACCCGAGCUGUUUCCCCUGCGCCUUCGAGGAAAAGCUGUCGCGCUCUCCACCGCCAGCAACUGGAUGUUCAACUUCGCAUUGAGCUAUUACACACCUCCAGCUUUUGUUAAUAUCAAAUGGAAGACCUAUCUUAUCUUCGGGGUUUUUAGCUUUGCAAUGACGCUUCAUGUGUUCUUCUGUUUCCCCGAGACAGCAGGAAAGACAUUGGAGGAGGUCGAAGGGUUACUGAACGAAAACCGAGCGCCAUGGAGAGCUGCAUCUAACAAGCGGGAUUUGGAAAAUGUAGUGAUGGAAUCUACCCAAGCCCAAGAGAAAAGAGAAGAGGAGAUUCAUGUGGAGAGUGCCUGA
Molecule: messenger RNA, 1368 nt
Organism: Penicillium waksmanii
Lineage: Eukaryota; Fungi; Ascomycota; Eurotiomycetes; Eurotiales; Aspergillaceae
Product: sugar porter family MFS transporter
Exons: 3
Coding region: 1-1368 (455 amino acids)
Biological process (GO): transmembrane transport; carbohydrate transport
Cellular component (GO): membrane
Molecular function (GO): carbohydrate:proton symporter activity
Source: RefSeq, a predicted model, not a curated record